CUUUUAGAUAUACUGUUCCUGCUUGCCUCUUCUCUCUCUCUCUCUCUCUCUCUCUAGACCAAUUUUUUUGCGCCUGUCUAGUCUACAAACGGGAAGUUAGAAACCCCGAGUGCCUGAGCGCCCGUCGCUAAAAUCUCUGGUGGAAAUGGCGUCGUCGUCGCCUUCGCCUUCCUCCGAAGAAACACAGCAGCGGCAGGAACAGCAAGUGAAGGAGUGCGUGCACAAGACCAAGUUCAUUCAAUUCUUGGGACGCACCACCCCAAUCGUCCUCCAAAACGACAAUGGCCCCUGUCCUCUUCUUGCCAUUUGUAAUGUUCUUUUGCUAAGGAAUAACUUGAAUUUGAGUUUGGACACUGUGGAAGUAUCACAGGAAAAAUUGCUUUCAUUAGUUGCGGAAAGAUUAAUUGAUUCCAACAGUAAUUUCAAUAAUAAGGAUGCAGGCUAUGUUGAAAAUCAACAACAGAACAUUGCUGAUGCAAUCGAUCUGCUUCCUCGACUUGCAACUGGCAUUGAUGUGAACAUCAAAUUUAGGAGAAUAGAUGAUUUUGAGUUUACUCCGGAGUGUGCCAUUUUUGACCUACUGGAUAUUCCACUAUAUCAUGGCUGGAUAGUUGAUCCACAGGAUAGUGAUACUUCUCUUGCUAUUGGGUCAAAGUCCUACAAUGCGCUCACAGGAGAGCUUGUAGCCCUUGAAACGCACAAUAUGGAGGCGAUAUCUAAGAUCAACCUUGAAGAGGAUUGCGUUGAUUUUGCUGCUGCAACAACUGCAACUUUAGGAGUUCCUUCUCCAUGCCUUUCAAAAGCUACAUCUUUUAAUGAUUCUCCAUGUCCGGUCACUGAUUACCAGAAAGCAAGAAAAGGAGACCUUGAAGAAGAAGCAGAGCUUUUGAGAGCAUUGAAGCAGACUGAGGCUGAAAUGCCAACUUCAGUGGGUGAUAGUCUUCUAGACAAUAUUAAUGGAGGGACUCAAACUGUCAGGUCAUAUGAAAGUGUGUGCCUCAAGGAUGUUAUGCCCGUAGAUGAAUUGGAGAAGUGUGCUGGCGUUAAAGACAACAAUUUCCCUAAACUGGAACUGUCUGCAUUUGAUGACUGCAAUGCCAGAAGCAAUGGCAAUGAUCUUAUUUCUUUACAAAAUAAUACAAGGCAAGCAGCUACUUCAUCCUUAAGGACUGAUGUGGGAGUCCACCUUGAUCGGUCAGCUUUUGUGGAAUCUGAAGAAAGUACCCUCCACACCGAUGUGUUCGAGAAUAAUGGUGUUGACACGUUGCUCCAAAGUGGAACUGCUUCCCUUUCUCCUGGAAGAGAAGCUGCAUCUUUUGAUGAGAGUGAUAUGGGUAUUUCUAGAGGCGGUGAAGUUAGGAAGCAAUCCACUUUUACAACCAAUGUUCAUGAGUCUGCGGAUAAACUAGGUGGUGGUUGCACCGAAGAAUUAUCAUGCCUAUCUUCACCAAGUGCCAAUUCAGAUUUACCUAUUGGCAGAAUUCAGCACAUUGAUGCUGCCCAAGCUUUGAGUUCGAGUGUUGAUGGCAGUGAGCCCAUAUAUGAAGGAGAGGAAUGUAUAUUGGAAUCAAGAAAUGCAGUUCUUGAGGACCGGGAGCCUGUGUAUGAAGGUGAGAUGGUUCUUAAAAGCACCAUAGAUGACUGCAGUCCGAGGUCCAAAGAUGAAAUCACUCCACAACAAGGUGAGCUUAUCAGGAGUUUUUUGAAAAACAAUGCGAGUCAGUUGACCAUUAAUGGCCUUUUCUGCUUACGUGAUGGUCUUAAAGAACGUGAACUUUGUGUUUUUUUCCGUAAUAAUCACUUCAGUGCCAUGUUUAAGCUUGAUGGUGAACUUUAUCUUCUAGCUACAGACCAAGGUUACAUAAAUCAGCCUGAUUUGGUGUGGGAAAAACUAAACGAGGUCAAUGGGAAUACCUUGUUCAUGACGGGUAAUUUUAAGGAAUUUAAUGUGGAAAGUCGUUCAAAUGACACUUGGGAUGAACAUAAUGCUUUGACCAGCACUGCUGACUUUCUUGCCACCAUCAAUAGCUCUGCACAAGCGGAUAUGGAUGCUAAUUCUGAUCUGCAGUUGGCAAUUGCUCUGCAACAACAAGAGUUUGAGCAACAACCACAACGACAAAAUUUGCAGCAACCAUCCGGUGUUGGUGGAAGUUCAAGGCUGAUCACCGGUCCCCAGAGCGUGACUUCUAGCCCUCUACAAAGAUUUUACCUCAUGAUUGCAAGGAAAAUAUAUGGAUUUCUUGAACCAAUGGGCAUUUGGCAGGUGGCAAGAAACAAUGGCCGGAAUCCGUACUCGUCUCCUUCCCCCAAGCCUGAAGCAAAAUCAAAAGAAAAGUGUACGGUAAUGUGAGAUUUGCCAUUUGCUGUCAAUGGUGUGUGGGCCCCUUUGUAUUCAAUGGAAUUACUCAAACCUUAUUUACCGUACACAUGGUUUUAGACAGUUUUGUGCUGUAAAUAGUGCAAGUAUAUAGUAGCGCAUGCCAGGGUAGGCCCACCAAUCUUAACCCCCCUUCCCCCCCUCCCCCCCUUUUUUUUAGUUAAUCCUGAAAUAAUAGGCUGAUUAAGAUCGUCUUCUCUCGACCACCUCGAAGAAGAUUGAAGAUAAUGGGUAGGUCCUUUUUUGUGAUAGCCUUGGUUGUUGGAGAUAUUUGUGUUGGGUGGAAAGGUAGUGGCAUGGAGGAGGAGGAGGAGGACCACCUUAGGCCACGUUCAACCCCACAAGUUUGUCUGUAUAAAACCUUUUGUAUCAUUGGUGUUUCCAUUCAAAUAUAAUGUUUUUAUAUAUUGAUUGCAAAA
Carya illinoinensis is the source of this 2796-nucleotide messenger RNA. Its product is annotated as ubiquitin carboxyl-terminal hydrolase MINDY-1-like. Gene Ontology annotation, cellular component: cell periphery; cytosol. Lineage: Eukaryota; Viridiplantae; Streptophyta; Magnoliopsida; Fagales; Juglandaceae. The record is from RefSeq and is a predicted model, not a curated record. Gene Ontology annotation, molecular function: K48-linked deubiquitinase activity; cysteine-type deubiquitinase activity; cysteine-type carboxypeptidase activity. Bases 146 to 2350 code for a protein of 734 amino acids. Gene Ontology annotation, biological process: protein K48-linked deubiquitination. The transcript is spliced from 12 exons.